AUGGUUUGUUCUCAUGUGGCUGCAUCUGUAUUGCAUGUGUGUGGCAGAGAACUCUGUGGGUUGCCGUACAGAAGCUAUUGCAGGGACAGAAUUCAUCGGGGUGAAAUUAUGGAGCAUGUUGUGGUAGAUGGUGCUGAGGUAAUGGUCGGUGAUGAUCAAUUGCUCCAGGACAAAAUAAACUCCGUUCGACUCAGUGGCCCUUCAAAACUUCAGAUUACUUUGAAAUUCCAGGUUAUUGCUGAUUUUGAUGCUACACUAACAAAGUAUUGGAUUAAUGGUCAACGAGGGCAUAGUAGUCAUGGCCUUCUACAACAGGGGAAUCCUGAGUAUGAUCUCAAGAGGCAGAAUUUAUAUGAUUAUUAUCAUCCAUUAGAGAUUGACCCAACCAUCCCACUUGAUGAGAAAGCAAAACUCAUGGAAGAGUGGUGGGAGAAAACUCAUGCUCUUCUUAUUGAGGGAGGACUUACCUAUGCUGCCAUAAAGAGCUCAGUAGCUAAAUCGAGGAUCGCAUUCAGAGAGGGUGUCACUGAACUUUUUGAACUGUUGGAGAGGAGUAAUGUUCCUGUCCUUAUAUUUUCUGCUGGCCUAGCGGAUAUUAUUGAAGAGGUGUUGAGGCAGAAGCUUCAUAGAUCCUUUAAGAAUGUCAGAAUUGUAUCCAACAGAAUGGUCUUCGAUGAGGAUGGUAACCUUGUAUCUUUUAAAGGCAAAACCAUUCAUGUAUUGAAUAAGAAUGAGCAUGCGAUAGACAUGGCUGGACCUGUUCAUGAUCAGCUAGGUGAUGCCAAUGGGCUAACAACUGAUUUCUCCGUGAAAUCGAGAACGAAUGUUUUGCUGCUUGGUGAUCACAUUGGAGAUCUGGGAAUGUCUGAUGGUUUAAACUACAAUACAAGGAUAUCAGUAGGAUUCUUGAAUGACAACAUUGAGAGUUCCCGUGAUAGCUAUCGCAAUGCCUUUGACGUUGUAUAUCUGAAUGAUGCUCCCAUGUGGGGAGUAGUUAAGCUUGCAUCUCAGCUUUGUUCAACUGUGGCUGAUUAAGAGGUGAUGGGUCAAACCUUCAAUUAUCAAGUAUUGCAUUGAGCAUUUAUUUUCCUUUAUGUAGUGGGUACCCUUAUUAUCAACUUGCAAUAUCUAUUGAAGUGCACUAUUUUUCAAUUGAAAUUUCUUUGAUUGUAUUGUGCUUAUAGCCAUCAAUGACAUCCACUCAUAAACAAUUGACAGCCUGAGCACCUCCAUAGUUUCACCAUUGGAGGUUUCAAGGAUACAUAGAGGAAGUGAUUAUGGGUAUUGUAUUCGUUUUCAACAAAAUUGAUUAUGAGUAAACACUGUAGCUUAGAUCAUCAGUUGGCAUGCCUCACCUCUUCUGAAUAUUGGAACAUCCAAAAAGGUUUCAUUUAUCAUGCUCUAAUUUUGCUGAAUUGGUACCCAUUGAUCUUGAGAAAUCACAAGAAAAAUGUUUUGGUAUCAUGUCUAUACAUUAGCGUGAUGUAAUUCAUGAUAAUGUAGAAACCUCCAUUUUCACCCAAAAAAUAAAGAAAACAUAAGUUUCUUAGUAGAAGAGCCCAAAACACAACAAUAAAGAAAACACAAGUUUCGGUUCGUCGGAAUUUUC
Messenger RNA from Striga asiatica, 1609 nucleotides. The record is from the annotation of a GenBank genome assembly. Lineage: Eukaryota; Viridiplantae; Streptophyta; Magnoliopsida; Lamiales; Orobanchaceae.